This is a messenger RNA of Oreochromis niloticus (Nile tilapia), 1174 nucleotides long. It is a transcript of the gene ccndx, whose product is annotated as cyclin Dx. The transcript has 4 exons. NCBI's taxonomy places the organism in Eukaryota, Metazoa, Chordata, Actinopteri, Cichliformes, Cichlidae. The coding region runs from base 18 to 971 and encodes 317 amino acids. The record is from RefSeq and is a predicted model, not a curated record.
GCCAGCAGGCUGUACAGAUGGACAGAGACAUGUCUGUGUCUCUGUGGUGUGAGGAAGUGGAGGAUGACCAGACUCAGGAUCAGAGCCAGAGGGAGGCACAAGCCCAGGGCCACAACAGUGGCUCGCCUCAGCUGCGAGCCGCCUGGGACCCAACAGUGUCGGGGCAUCGAGUGAUCCAGAGGCUGCUUCACGUGGAGGAGAGAUACAUGCCCUCCAUGCUCUACAUCACCCUCAUCCACAGGGAUCCGGAGCGCAGGGAGGAGCUUGCCAAAUGGGCCCUGGAGGUGUGCUGUGAGUGUGGUUGUGAUGAGACAGUCUUCCCCCUGUCUGUCUCUCUGAUGGACAGGUUCCUGUCUGCGUCUCUGUCUAUACCGGUCUCAUUGUACUGCCUGGCUGCAGGCUGCAUCCUUAUAGCCUCGAAGCUCACAGAGUGUGACAGCGUGACCGCUGACACCCUGUGUGCGGCAGCUGAAUACAGCUUCCUGCCAUCGAACCUGUUGGAAAUGGAGCGUGUUAUCCUCGCCACCCUCCGAUGGGACACAGCGGCAGUGACUCCGCAGGAUUUUCUCCCACAUUUUCUCGCCUGUGUGGAGGAGAGAGGAGACAGCGGUGAAUCUGCAGAGGAGCAGCUCUCCACCCUGCGGCGGCACAGCGACACGCUGGCUGCCAUGUGCGUCUGCGACUCCCGGUUUCUUGGAGCCCUGCCAUCGCUUGUUGCUGCAGCAUCACUGAACUGUGCCCUACGAGGUCUGGGCAACAAGGGCCCCACUCAGCUGGCCCUUAUGAGUGAAGCAUUGGCUGAACUGUGCCAGACUGACCUGGCUGUUCUGCAGUGCUACAGUGAGAUGAUUGAAUAUGCCCUCCGCCAGCGUCUGAGGAGUGGGCUUCAGCAGGGCCCCACGGAAAAAGACGAGGAGGUGGAGACCGAAAGGCCUGGAACACCAGCUGACAUGAGAGAGAUUGACUUGUGAACACUGAAUGAAGUGUUGCAUUGAAAGUGUGAACCAAUCAAAACCCUUUAAGUUCAUCAGUCAAACUGAUAUAAAUGUAAUAUGACCUCCAAAUGCUCUGACAUUUUUUCCUCAUGUAAUUUAGUUAUUUUGUGUGUGGUUGUUAAUUUAUUUUUGUUAAUUUAUUUGUGAAAAAGUGUGUCUUCCACGUGCCAUAUUUGAUA